GAGUAGAGCACAUUCAGCUGCAGAGAGCGAGGUGAGGUGGUGCAUUAGUUGUUCAGAGGAUCACUGAGAGAGCGUGCUGAGAAGUGGAAAACACAUCAUUUUUACACUAGAAAAAAGAAAGAUGCUCUAUAGCUGCUUUUUGGGAGAAUAAGAGUGGGAGGAUGCAGAGCUCUUGAUCGUGCGCUUCACACCGAGUGUAACUUACAGGAUUUCCUGGAUGUCUUUUGGAGUAUGUACAGCAGUCUGACUCUGUGCACUGCAUCUUCUACACGAUGCCUGCGUGAGUGUUGUAUUCAGGAUGGAGCGCUGUGAGAGCGGCGUGGCCGUGGCCGUACAGCCCAGUCCGUCCUUGGACAGCGCCGAGCUGGAGUUUGCCCAGGCUGCUCACCGCGGACACCGACUGGCUGUGGGCGCUUUCUACGGCUCCCGUCGCUCCAAGGUCCAGACUCAGCCAAAUCCCGAGGAAAGCGUAGAGGGAACGGCGGCAACAUGCGGGAAGCCAGCGCAGCAGAAUGGGAGGGCAUGUGGAGGGAAGUUUCUGGUCUUUUACCUGGACUUGUCCUUUGUUUUCUUGUUAGAAUUGGAGAAGCUGAGGAUGGCUCGCGGGUGCCUGUGCUGUGUCAAAUACAUGAUGUUCCUCUUCAACCUGCUCUUCUGGUUAUCAGGCUGUGGUUUACUGGGAGUAGGGAUCUGGCUCUCCAUGUCUCAGGGGAGCUUCGCCACAUUCUCUCCCUCCUUCCCCUCGCUCUCGGCCGCCAAUCUGGUCAUCAUCCUGGGCUCUAUCGUCAUGGUGACAGGCUUCCUGGGUUGUAUGGGUGCCAUCAAGGAGAACAAGUGCCUGUUGCUGAGUUUCUUCAUUGUCCUGUUGAUAAUUCUGCUGGCAGAGUUGAUUCUCCUCAUCCUCUUCUUUGUCUAUACAGAUAAGGUGAGUGAGAAUGCACAGCAGGACCUGAAGGAGGGUCUGCAACUGUACAACACUGACAACAACAUCGGACUGCGCAACGCAUGGAACAUCAUCCAGUCUGAGUGGCAGUGUUGUGGUGUAAGUGGGCACACAGAUUGGCACGAUGCCCUUCCUGAUAAGACAGUCCCAGACCGCUGUUGUCAGGAGCAUUAUAAAGAAUGUGGGCGCAAUUCCAGUAAUGUCUUCUGGUCUCAGGGCUGCUACGAGAAGGUGGUGGACUGGCUGGAUGAUAACAAACAUCUGUUGGGCACCAUCGCUAUGUGUGUGCUGGUCAUACAGCUCCUCGGCAUGGCGUUCUCCAUGACACUGUACCAGCAGAUUCACAGAGUGGGGAAGAAGUACAAUGCCUAAAGGAAGGGAUUUACACCUCAUUAACAAAAAAGCAGCCCAGAAAACCUUUAUAGUCCAUUAUGCUUCCUGCAUCUUUCCAUUUCUGGACACUACCAAGCAUUAUAGACUGUGUGUCUAAACAUUAAUUCCAGUACGGUUUUAUGAUGUAUGUUUAAAAAAAAAAUUCCAAACACGUGUUAAGGAAUCGGUAAAAGGCAGAGGUAAUAUCUGGUUGGAAGCAGAUGCAAAUGAAAUAUUUUGGAGAUGAAAUUUUGGCUCCUCGUGUACAGCAGGAUUAACGAGCCACCAUAGUUCCACUGUUCCUAUAAUGCAUUCCUUCAUAGAGGAAAAAAGAUGGGAUUUAUUACUCACUGCUGAAGACUGCCUAUUUGUACAAUAAUGUACCUUCUCUUUCUCUCAUGCUCACACGUUGUUUCCUCAUAUCUCAUAUAUUGACUAGAAAAGCAUGUAACGCAGAUAUCUUUGGAGGAGCUAACUGUAUAGUUGUGCACUUUGUUCACUUGCCCUUUUUAUCCUAUAAAUAGAUGAAUAUAAUCCUGUUUAUUAUGCCUGUGUGUGUGUGUGUGUGUGUGUGUGUGUGUGUGUGUGUGUGUGUGUGUGUGUGUGUGUGUGUGUGUGUGUGUGUGUGUGUGUGUGCGCGGACCGUGUGGGCAGAGAAAAGUUUUCCACCAAACUAAAACUCUGCCUUUAGGCCACAAUAUAUCAGUUUCCUUUGCUUUCCUUUUUUUCUUUGUUUUGUGCUUCUUCCCUCACUCUCUCUGUCUCUCUUGUUUCUUUUUUCUCUCUAUCUCUUUUCUUUCUGUCUGGUUCUUUUGUUCUAAUGUUCUUACUGAUAUUUUUUUCGGUCACACCUUCCCAGCCGAGGUGAAUGAGCCAUAGAGUGCAUGUUAUAAGACUCAGAGUGAGAGAAAGAGAAACAUAGAGAUCGAUAAAGGACUCGACAUCAGAACAUCAAACAAAACGUCAAUUCAAAGGCGAGUUUUAGAAACAGUCCACAUUUAUGAAGCUUAUACACACUGAGUCAUAAAGUUUUUCAUUUCCUGCUGUCCCUCAUGUGUUCAGGAUUGUUUUAUGUGUACUUUAUUCGAUACUUUAAUCAAGUCACGAUCUAUUAUAUUUAAACUCCCAAAAGGAAAACGAUUGUUUCCUACUACUUUCAUAGUUUCUUCUUUUGUGUACAUAUCAGGGCGAGAUUGCUUUUUGAUUUUCUGAGGUAAAUGCAGUCAAUGUUAAGAGGUUUAUCUGCUGGAAAAUUUCAUCAUCAGUAUGAGGAGUAAAAAUCCACUUUCAUCUAAUAUGCAGAAACAUAUUUCCUUUUCCAAUGAUUAUGAACAAGUUAUGGGUGGUGUCACAUUACAGCCGAGGGAUCCCCAGUUCGGUCACGGACUCUGGUUGCUGUGUUUAUGGAGUUUUGUUUGGUUUCCUUUGAGAUCUCCAGUUUCCUCCUGCCAUCCAAAAACAUGCUGUCUAAAAUAAAAUUGUCUCUUUUUCGUGUCACUGUGUGUGGGGUUGUGUGUGACUGUGUGUCACUGUGUGUGGGAUUGUUUGUGUUGCUGUAUGUAUGUGAUGGAGGGUGUAGGGUCUGUGUUGUGGAGGGUUGGGUGUGGAUGUAUGCGCCGUCUUCAGGCUGAGUUCCCAUUCGCAUUUUAUGUCUAAUACCAGAAAUAAGCACCGGAUCCACUGCAGCCCUGACAAGUAUAAAGUGUAUAUUGAUUGUAAAGGAAUCAAUGAUGAAUUAAAGGCAUUUCUUCUUGUA
This is a messenger RNA of Tachysurus fulvidraco (yellow catfish), 3071 nucleotides long. RefSeq names its product tetraspanin 9b (gene tspan9b). Gene Ontology annotation, cellular component: membrane. Lineage: Eukaryota; Metazoa; Chordata; Actinopteri; Siluriformes; Bagridae. The record is from RefSeq and is a predicted model, not a curated record. The transcript is spliced from 7 exons. The coding region runs from base 299 to 1315 and encodes 338 amino acids.